AUGACAGAGCUGCAGAAGGAGAGGGCAGAAUGGGAGAACUUAAACAAGCUGUUAAUGCGUCAUGGGUUGAAACCAGUGAGUCUUGUUGCCCCCCAAAGCUGCAGAAAUACAUCAGAUACAAUUGUCUUGGACAGUCAGUCUUCUCUAGGAAUAAGGCUUGCACUAAAAACACUGGUGGAAGACACCGACCGACAGCAGAAAAUUAUGCAGGAGCUUAUGGAGGCGAAUCGUUCGCUUAGAGAUGAGAUACGACAGGAACGAGGUCGGGCAUCUCGACAAGAACAACGGGCUAAUGAUUUGGAAAAUGUGGUGAAAAACAUUAAGUCCAAAAUUUGUCAGCUGGAAGAUGAGACAAUAGCUAAAGUUUGCCAGCAACAGAAUCAAGUCAAAGAACUUCAGAAAGAUCAACAGGUUUCACAGUUAAUUCAGAUAGCAAAGUAUCAACAGCAGCAGGAGAAGCUACAGGAACAGGAGGAGAUGAUUGCCCAUUUGCAGAAGGAGCUGUGCAAAGUUGGGAUGGAGGAGCAGCAGCAUGUUGCCACUCAAACCAAACUGAUUUGUCGAUUUUGCAAAAGAGCUCCCAAGUCUCUUCUAGACCAGCAGUUCCUUUGUCUAAUUGAUUAUUAUGAAUCUCAAAUUAGUCAAAUGAAAAAGGAGCUAAGGCAGUACAAAAAAGAUGAAGACCAGGUACAGAGAGAAGCAAAAAGCAAGGAAGAGUUCUUAAAUCUAGAUGCUACUCCGAACUAUAGAGCACUGCUCACGUCUUUCCAGAAACAACUAAUUGAAACCAAAGCCAGGAAUGAACAGCUUUUGCUUGAGAAUAUAAAUCUUAAGAAAGAUUUGGAAAUAAGACCAACUUCACAGCAAUUAAAACUGUACAAGCAUCAAGUGAAGAAACUGAAGAAAACUUUAAAGAAAACUAUCCAAUCUUCGGAGAGUAGUACUGGAGAAAGAACAGAAGAAAAGCAAGAACCCAAGAGUAACUCAGGAGCAGAUCAGCUGCAGGCAGUCUGCCAGCAGUACCUACAGGUUUUGUCCCAUAUUGACGCUGUUUUGCGAAGUCCAAGAGCUCCUCCGUUAAUAUACAGGCGCAGUAAAGGGCAAGGACAAAAUAAUGCUAAAGAGAAUGGACAGCAGUGUGGAUUUGAGCACCUUCCACUUACUGUAGAAAUGUGGGCAGAUCAGCUGAUGGCCCUAAAGGAUUUGCAUAGAUCCUUGAGAAAACUGUCUCUGGAAUUGGUGCCUUGGCACAGUGCAGAUCCACAGGAUAACAGGGAGUCCAUACGAGUUGAAGACCUGCAGUUCAUAGUAGAUGCAAUUUUGGAAGAAAUAGAAAAUAAGGAAAAGAACAGCCAGGCACCAUCCCAACCAACCCUGUCUGCAAUAGUCUCUCACUUCCAGAAGCUGUUUGAUGUGAGUUCACUGCACGGCGUUUAUCCACGCAUGAAUGAGGUUUACACAAAGCUUGGGGAGAUGACCAAUGCUAUGAGAAAUCUCCACGAGCUCCUGGAACUAGACAGUUCAGCUCCGCCCACUGUGGUAGUGGAUACUGUUGGGAAACUGUGUGACAUAAUUAACGAGAACAUCACCAAUCAGGUACAGCAGCUUCUGGGGACCCAAGACAUCCACAGUAUCAUCAGUAAGCUAGAAGAACACGAGUGCUUCUUUCCACCAUUUCAAGCUCUCAUUCAAGAUCUGCUCCGUCUUCUAGGGAUCAGUAACCUGGAUGAUAUUUUGCCUACUGUGCGAAAUUUGAAAUUGGUAGCCAGCUAAGAGUUAGCCUGGUCUCCUCUAGGAAGACCUAUCUUACCUGUGAACAUACCUGUGGAUGCACAUGAUAUUACAGCUACCUCUAGCCUCUGUUAUCUUAAGA
This is a messenger RNA of Merops nubicus (carmine bee-eater), 1873 nucleotides long. It is a transcript of the gene CEP70, whose product is annotated as centrosomal protein 70kDa. Bases 1 to 1773 code for a protein of 590 amino acids. Gene Ontology annotation, cellular component: centrosome. The transcript is spliced from 16 exons. Gene Ontology annotation, molecular function: gamma-tubulin binding. Lineage: Eukaryota; Metazoa; Chordata; Aves; Coraciiformes; Meropidae. The record is from RefSeq and is a predicted model, not a curated record. Gene Ontology annotation, biological process: regulation of microtubule cytoskeleton organization; cilium assembly.